Molecule: messenger RNA, 1351 nt
Organism: Dimorphilus gyrociliatus
Lineage: Eukaryota; Metazoa; Annelida; Polychaeta; Dinophilidae
Source: the annotation of a GenBank genome assembly
CAUGUUGAACACUGCAUUUACCAACAUAUUUAGAGAUGAACUUCCUGUCUAUAAGUUGAAGAAAAGAUUGUUACACGGCCGUGAAAAAAGUUUUCUAACUACGAAAGACAGUUCAAACAAAUUAAAAGUGUCUCUCUUACUCCUAAUAGCCAGGAUUGAUAAGUUGUCCGAAAAAGAUCAAGAACUCACUUCCUACCUUUGGCUAUCAUUGUCCUGGAAAGACGAUACCCUAAAAUGGAAUCCUUCUUCGUACGGAAAUAUAACAACGUUCACUACUACACAUGAUACUCUUUGGAUACCUGAGAUGAUAAUUAGAAAUACAAAAGAACAACCUAUUGAUAUUGGAUUAGAGCAAAAAAGAAGAGUUCGGGUAUUUAGCGACGGUAGUGUCAGUUGGUCGACUGCUAUGAUAGUCAGAACCCAUUGCGAUAUUGAUAUGACAAACUUUCCAUGGGAUGUUCAAGUAUGUCACGUAGAAUUUUCAACUAUGACUUACCAAAAGGAUAUUCAAUAUGUGCCCGCUUAUAAUGAAGUCAGCAGGCAGGCAUUUAAAAAGAAUCCACAGUGGAAUUUAAUAAAAACAAAACUUAGAACUUACGACAUGUUCAUUAAAAUAGGUGAUCACAACGGGACUGGUACAGUCGCGUAUGCAACCUUUAUACUUGCAAGACAAUCAAGAUACUAUACAAUGAUCAUAGUUGUCCCAUCUUUCGUAAUAAUAAUUGUAACCGGAUUUACUUUGUUGCUGCCGUUUAAAAGUGGAGAGAAAGUUUCUCUAAAUAUAACCGUUCUUUUAUCCUAUACAAUGCUAUUAAUAUUAAUGUCCAGCAUUAUGCCCGAAAAUUCAUUAAACUUUCCUAUCCUGGCUCUACAUUUGGUUCUCAAUAUGAUAAUGUCGGGGAUCAUUCUUAUUUCUACAGUAUGUCAUCAACGACUAUAUUUUACGUCUCCUGAUAAACCUCUACCAAAGAUGAUUGAUCCAAUAGCUUUAGUUUAUCUAUCGCAAAUAUGGAACUUUGUCACAUGUUCAAAAACAAAACCACCCUUGAAUAACAUGAAUUCAAAAGUAUCGAGCAGUCUUUCUGUUACCGAUGCCGUCAACGAAUAUGAAGAAAAUUCGGCACAAGAUAAGUCGAAGAAUGAAAAUGUUGAAGAAGAAGAUGCUAUACAACUUCAUGAGAAGAAAGUACAGAAAGGAAUUAGUAUUCUUGAAAAUUAUUAUUUCGUAUUUUACAUGCUUUUAUUCUUUAUCUACAUAACUGUAGUAUUCUCAAAUAUUGCCCGUUCACCUGGUGCACAUGGCAUCGAUGAUAAAAUACACUUUUCUCCGGCAUAUGAUAAGGAAAUUUAA